Messenger RNA from Ochlerotatus camptorhynchus, 6241 nucleotides. Its product is annotated as extracellular serine/threonine protein CG31145. The record is from RefSeq and is a predicted model, not a curated record. NCBI's taxonomy places the organism in Eukaryota, Metazoa, Arthropoda, Insecta, Diptera, Culicidae. The transcript is spliced from 3 exons. Bases 2861 to 4429 code for a protein of 522 amino acids. Gene Ontology annotation, biological process: protein phosphorylation. Gene Ontology annotation, cellular component: Golgi apparatus. Gene Ontology annotation, molecular function: protein serine/threonine kinase activity.
UGUGGUGUAGUGUAGUGCAAAACCUGAAAAGAGAGAGGCGUGCGAGCUUCUUUUUUCGACUGUCAAUUAUUAGUUUCAAUAAUAUGGAUCCGAUCACAGAAAACAACACGCGCAGUUCGUGACAAGUGGCUCGGUGUGUAUGCGAAGACGACGGACGAAGAGAAAGGAAGUAAAAUUUCGAUUAAAAGUGGUGCAGCCUCUUGGUCGGAGUGCGUGAUUACAUUCAAAUGCAGUGAUUAUUUUGCCUCUAUUCUGUUACAUUGAACUCGCGAUUUCUGUGUGGACCGAACGUAAGAGAGAAAGAGAGCGAACGUGGGGAAGGUGGUGCUGUGAUGUGAUACGGGAUGAGCUAGAAAAUAGGUGAAGAAGUGUUUUCAUUUUCAUCGUCUAUAAUUUCAAGCUCACAUUUCGCAGCUAGUCCAAGGUGAUUUGUGCUAGAGAAAGUGGUGUUUUGACAUUUAAACCAGUGAUUUGGAUGAGCUCGAAGACGGUGCAAAUUAGGCCCGAAACAAGAGAUAAGUCUGAGUGGUACAGUUGUACGCGAAAAAAAGCCGAGGAGAAGAUUUGGUGGAGUUUAUUGAUUUUUGUGUCAUACUCUUUCAUUGAAACCUGUUUCUCCGGUGGAGUGGAACACCAAGUUUUACCGUGGCUGUUUCUGCAUCGGAAUGCUGCUGUACUGAAAAGUGGAUCUUCAUCGGUGGCUCUGCCCUCGGCCAGCCAAACCAAACGAGGAAGAAAGGAAAUCUUCCGGUCUCUCCAGCCGCCACCACCACCGAGCGCAUAGAGUGAUCAGAGCUCGGAGCAAGUGCGGUGGUAUUGUGUGUAUAUCUCCUGAUGCAAGUUCCCGCUAAGCCGAUUCGAUACAGAUGUUGAUGGAAAUUAUCGGCUCGUCUGGUCUGACCCACUCGCCACUCGUCCACACAACUGUAGCAUCAAAACAACACAGCACAACACAACCACAUGGGAUCCACCUAUGGAUGGAAGACGAGAAGCUAGAGCUGCCGGCUAACAAAGCAUAAAACCUCACACACGCUGAUCAUCAGCUUUGCGGCAACAGCAGCGUGGUGUGGCAGUCAGAGUGGCAGCGACGAGGCUUCCACAGCUCAUUUCAUUCCACUACCUGACCAAGCUUUGGAACAGAUACAACAGCACCCCCGUACUGUUAAAAGCCACCAACCGCUCCAUAGGUACAAAUCCUAACCGUUGCUGAGAUUCCAUCCCAUUGUUAUCGGCUCAAAGCAAUUGUCAUCCUCAUUUCACGAGGCCAACCGUCUCCUCGGAAGUUCGGUAGAAACGCUGAACACCAUGUACCAAUCGCUAGGUAUCGAACAACGGCAACGACGACAACGACAACAGCACUACCAACCAAAUCGGGCUUCAUCACCCCUACUGCUACAACUGAUGGUGCUGGUUUUGGGUGAACGAUAACAACACCUUCCAGAUAGUCGUUAAAUUUCAUUCAAGUCAAGUCGAACACCGAACGCACCUGCCUGUCGAGCCACCACACGCGGAAAGGCACUUGUAUCAAAACAAAACCAAAAACGAAGUCGCCAGGUAGCAGCUCUCAGCUGUUCAGAAAGAAACAAAAAGGAAAGGUACCGGGAAAGUGCCGGCCAUUAAUCUGCUCUUUCUCUCGCUGGUGUGCACCCACCACUGGUAGCUUUGAUUUCAGUAUCGAUUCAGAGCCCACGCGAGACACCAGGCGCGCUACUCUGCAGCCUGUAGCCCAGAGGCUGCCCAAAAAAAAAACACCAUCGGAGCAGAGUUCUCAAACAGUGAAUUGAUGUGAAGAAGCGCUCCGGUGCGAUCCGCGAAGACGACGUCGGUAACCUCGUUUUGCCCCGAGCGGGAGGCAGCGAAGAUUAUGUAAAUGAUCGGUGCUUUUUUCGCACCAUUGUGUGUCGCUUCUUCGGGGCAAUUGUUAAGUGUAGAACUUGGAGAUUUGAUAUUCUGGUUUUUUUUUUGUUGUGCGAAAGUGUUGGACGAGAGUGCGGCACGAAGGUCGGGUUGUUAUUGAAAUUGCAAGGCUUUUUCUGUUCGUUUGUGUGAGACUGGAAAGAGAACCAGCAGUGAAACAAAGAGAGAGAGAGAGAAAAAUAAAGAGAGUUUAGCGGAAAGCUUAAUCUUAUCACAAAAUUGCGCCGCUAGUAGUGCGCGAGAACCGAGUGAUUUCGCAAGUGCUCGUCGCGAAGCUGCGGGAGUUGAAAGAAACUGCUUUCCGUAGUUCACACAAUAAUUUGCUGGAGCAAGCAUCUUGGGUAGCAUCUUGAAACUAGUGGGCUGUUUGUGAAAUAGACGUACCCAGAAGGGCCACGUGACGACAGCCUGAGUCUAGAGGCUAGAUGAGAGCAGAUUGGCCCAAGUUGGAUGAACGGCAAAUGUCAUGUUUUUGUUUGAAUCAGCUGAAUCAGCGGCCUCGUGGUGCAAGUGGUGAAGGAUCGUCGUCUUUGUAGACUGCAGCAGAUUCAAGCGGUGUUGCUGUGGCAUUGGAUGUGAAGAGAAGUAAAACGUUCGAAAAUGCUGACACCGGUGAAAAACAAUCAAAGUGCAUAAGCAUAGCGUGUCGUGGCCGGUGUAGAGGGUGCCCUUUUUCAGUGUACCUCUAACAGUGAUAGUGACGAAAAAGUAAAAACAAUUUCUGUCGGUUGGUAGUGUUACGUGUGAGCUAGGUAGUUGAGCGCACGGAGUGAUUUGCUGAGUCGCAUAAAAUGUACCACUUGGUGAUGUUGCAAAAGAUUACUCUGGUCAUGAAUCGAGUGGAAUCGAAAGUGUUGUGAGUGGCAAUCAUUCGAUAAUUGGUGUUUGAAGUGAGCGGAUCAGUCGCCCGUGCGACCCUGACCACGGCCAGAACGUAAGAUCAAUGAAGAUGUACUGGAUUCGGUCGAAGAAGCUGAAAGAGCGGCUGGCGCUUGGCUUCGGUGCCUCGCUGGUGCUGUUCACCUUGCUACUGGUGAUCGAUCUACAGAUGGACCUUGGAGUGUCCAGAGGUGAAUUUAUUCCCUCCCAUGCGCGGAUACGGUUCGCCAGCCAAGACGACAAAAAUGGAAUCUAUAACGAGUUUCACCGGAAGUAUCUUGCCAAAAGUAAUGCAUCCGGUUCUAAGGAGUAUCUUACCACAAAUCCACAUACCCGAGGCCGGACUGAAACCUCCGGUUCUGGGUACCCAAGUAAACAGAUUACCACUACUCCUCCUCAUGAUCGGUUCAAGGAUCUUACCGCAAUAGUAGUGGCACCGAAGAACCGUCGCAAUCCACAGCACUUCGAACGGAUAGUGAUAAAAGAAGACUACACGGACGACGUCAAUCCAUCGCUUGCGGAAAUGCUUGAUCUGCGGAUCAGCAGCAAUGCAAGCAAUCUGGAAAAGUUUCAACUUUCCAUUACUAAAAAUGAGCUCUACCCCGAAACGGACAAGCUCGUGGAUGCUGUGAUAAAGGACAUGGUUACGCUACCAAUCAAGCACGUUGUCCAGAAGGAAGGUGGCACCCAGAUUAAGUUGAUCAUUGAAUAUCCCAACGAUAUUCAUGCUCUGUUCAAACCUAUGCGCUUCCCACGGGAACAGCAAACGCUGCCAAAUCAUUUCUAUUUUACCGACUACGAACGGCACACGGCCGAGAUUGCAGCUUUCCAUCUGGAUCGGAUAAUGGGAUUCCGGCGGGCAAUGCCAGUUACCGGGCGACUUCUCAACAUUACCACUGAAAUCGAGAGGGUUUGCGAUGAUAACCUGCUGAAAACGUUCUUCAUAUCACCUGCACGGAACAAGUGUUUCCACGGUAAAUGUUCCUACUAUUGUGAUACAUCCCAUGCCAUCUGUGGCAGUCCGGACACGUUGGAAGGCUCGUUUGCUGCCUUCCUGCCUACUCAGCAGGACACCCAACGAAAAGUGUGGCGCCAUCCCUGGCGUCGGUCGUAUCACAAACGCAGAAAGGCACAGUGGGAAACUGAUCCCGAUUACUGCGCCAUGGUUCGUGACAUUCCCCCAUACGACGAGGACCGCCGAUUGCUCGAUCUGAUGGAUAUGUCGGUGUUUGAUUUCCUCAUUGGAAACAUGGACCGACAUCACUACGAAACGUUCAAAAUCUUCGGAAACGAUACGUUCCCGAUUCAUCUGGAUCACGGCCGAGGCUUCGGUCGACCGUUCCACGAUGAACUCUCAAUUCUGGCACCACUGCUUCAGUGUUGUCUGAUUCGAUCAUCAACGCUAGAAACGUUGCUGUUGUUCCACAAUGGACCAAAAUCGCUGGCGGAACGAAUUCGAGAGACGCUAUCCGCCGAUCCGAUUGCACCUGUGCUCUGGGAACCGCACUUGGCCGCACUGGACCGUAGGGUAGCAAUCAUUCUGCAAGCCGUACGAGACUGCCUCAAGAAGGCCUCCGAAGAAGAGUUUGACGGCAGUCAAAACCAUCUGGGCAACAAUGACAACUUCUCCUAGCGUUCCUAUCGUCCCAGGCGGACAAGACGUCUCUAUAAGAUAUUGAUUAAUCUGAAGAGCAACGGUGCAAAUCGAGUCGACCGAUACAGAAGAUUGUACAUAGUCUAAUCCAGAUGUGAGUGAGUGAGCGAAACGCGAAAAAUAAGCAACCAAGAAAAGCGAGAGUGAAUGAAGCCGCGAAAUGGAAAACUGUAAAACGGAAGUUUUCCGUUAGUGAAUGUGGCAUUAGUCGGGUUGAUAAUUAGUUCAUUGCAAGAUCAUUAUCAUAAAAUGAUAGCGAACGAGGCACAUACACACAGGGCUAGAUGAGAUAUGUACGCUCUAAAUAUUUCGAUUGAAUGGUUGUAAAGUUCUGAUGUUUAUUAGAUCAAUAGGAUUAACUGUGUAUAGCCCACUUAUAAAGAAAGAUAUACAUAUACAUAUUCGUAGCACGCGGACCGUUCCGCAGCAAUGAGAGGCCAAAGUUGUAAAUGAGCAAAACUUAUUCGAGAGUCCCCUCGUGGAACCAUAUUUACGUUUUAAACGUUAGAUGAUAUUAGAUGUUCUUGUUUUUUUCCUGUUAAGUUUUACAACUCUAUUGUACACGUUCCGAACCCGUUUUUCCCAUUACCCCAUACAUCUGAACGGAGUGGCAAAAUUGUUUCAACCCCUUAAGAUAAGAUAUCGAACAUCCUCCUCGUCUGUUCCGUACUUUUGCGCCAACCAAAUUGCAAGAUGAUGAAUAGUACUACAAAUCUUACUCGGUAGCCAGUACUGUCAGCCAAAAACCAACAAUAUUAAAUCAACCAGUAGAUAAAAGCUCAACCUCACUACAUCAACAAGAACAAAAACACUGUCCUCGGACAGCAGGGAUGGUUUCAGAAAAAUUACAAAUUAAUAUCCAAUUAUUCAAGUGAGUAACGUUCUCUCGCCAUCCCAUAAUAAUAUGUGCUAUUAACUUCAUAUCAACGGCAAUUAUCACACCACCUCCUUCAGUGCAAACAUUUUUUUUUUAUUCAGAAUAUAAAAAAAAAAAAGCUAAAGCAAAACGAAAACAUAAAUAAAUAAACGAAAAUACAUAUAAAUUUAUGCUGUUCCCCGAGUGAGACCGAUUGUGACAAAAUUGUAUUUAAUAAUAACGAUAAUUAAUCAAAAACAGCAACAGAAAACGACGUGAAAUUUGUGUGGAGUAUCGAAUUCCGGAAAUUGAAGUUGCUACAUUUUCAGUUCAGUCUGGACACGUGUUCUACCGCAGCACCGUUCCAGCAGGAACAGCUGUGUCAAAAUUGGGUGACAUAUUUUUUUUUAUUUUUCCACUCACAAUUCUCAUCCUUCUUCCCGCAGUUAAAUGAUAACAUUUGUUAUCUGUCAGAACCGAACCGGCCGUGGUGUGUGGAACGGAACGGUAAUUUUGUUAACGAGGACUACGUAAAUGAUAGCGUGGGGGAAAGGGUUCAUGAUUCACCUUUAUUUACCGUGUCACCCUCGCGAAUCGAUUUUGAUCUUUUGGUUCGUUUAGUCGUCGUGAUGUAGGAUAUGAACGCAACGGUAAGCCGCACAGAACGAUCGAUGGUAGUUAGUGGUGAUAGUGAAGGAGAAUCGCAAUACAGGAACGAUUGAAAUUUUUCGAUGCACUUUUAUCUUUAGCGAUUUUUGUUUAAAACGAUUGGUUCUCUCGUAAGGCUGUUUAUAUCCUUAUACCUAUUUAUAAUUUAUUCGAAGAUAGAGUACAUUAAGCGUAGGAUGAAAUAAUGAAGAAACAAGAAAAAUAAAAUAUUGAAGAAAAAAAAUGGUAAUAAAGAGACUACGAUUGUUGUUCAAAAUAUUAGAAAA